GCAAAUGAAAAUAAGCAAGCUAAAGAAGGAGAGAUGUUUAGAUGCUCAGAGACUUGAAGAAUACUACAACAAAAAUCAACAGUUAAGAGAGCAACAAAAAGCAUUACAUGACAACAUUAAAGUUUUGGAAGACAGGUUGCGAGCUGGCUUAUGUGACAGGUGUGCAGUUACUGAAGAACACAUGAAGAAGAAGCAGCUGGAAUUUGAAAAUAUUCGACAGCAGAAUCUAAAGCUUAUUACUGAACUUAUGAAUGACAAGAUUAACCUUCAGGAAGAAAACAAAAAACUUAGUGAUCAGCUUGAAUCACUAGAACAUCAACUGAAGGAGCAACAGCAGCAAGUGACCGAAGCAGCGGAUGAUGAUGAUGGAAUAAUCCCGGAUUCUCCAAUUUUAUCUCUUUCCACCUCUGUAGUUAGCAGACUGCGAAGGAGAAAGGAAAAUCGUCAUAUUCGCUAUACAGAGCAUGGCCAUGCUGAACCUUCAGGGCUGCAGUCUGAUAAUGAGACAUGUAAAAUGCUGUUGGCACGCUUCUCUGGCAUGAACCAACCUAUACAGAAUGAAGAAAUCCUAGUUGCAGAUUCCUGUGAUCUUGAACAAUCCUCAGAAAAGACCAUGCAGAUGCUAAAGGACCAUUUAUCUGUCGAGAAAAGCAACUUUAAUCUAGCUGCUGUUGUAGCAGAAACUUUAGGACUUGGCAUUUCUGAGGAACAUGACUCGCAAAGUCUUCUGAAAUCGCAAAGAGACGUCACCAUGACUGCACAAAUUCCUCGUAACAUGUUGAAAAAAGAUGCCAGUAAAGCGGCAAACUCAGAACUUUUGGAGGAUAGUGCCACUGGGUUUUCUUGUGCAGCAGAAGGAAAUGAACAAAGUGGAAACUGGGUUUCUCAAUGUAAAUCUCCUGUAUUUGGAAUUUCAACUAAAGAUUUCACUGAUCGCGAAAUGACAAUGGUCCAACAUGUUGAAGAAUCAAAGCAAGGUGAACAAAAGAUUGUAAAAAAUCACAUUGAAAUUAAGUCCGAUACAGCUGGGAGCACCUCUUACCUAUCUACGUCUAACAGGUCGGCGAAAAGAAAAAAAAUAGAAGAUGAAAGGGAAUUGCUCACUAAUUGUGAAAAGCCUUCUUUUAGUAAUGAAAAUCUUUCUUCAAAAUCAGAGAAGGCUGUUUCUGUAAACAGUGAUAAUCUUGAUACGCCAUUGGACUUGUCAGAUCAUGUUUCUAGUGGCCGGUUGGGAGAUAGAAGCCAAGGGAAAGAUGCAGUGUGUAAUAAGUUUAUGCAAGUUAACCAACUGGAAUCCAUGAAACAAAGUAUAAAAAUGACAAAUUUCGGAAGAGCCUAUAAUGGACUUAAUAAGGAUCCACAGGAUGAUGUUUAUCUGCAAGAGACCAUUGGGAGAUCGCAUAGUGGAAUAUGUCAAGAUGUUAAAGUAAAAAGUGAGAAAAAUGAUGAGGGUGCUGAUUCAUCAAUUUGUAGAUAUUCUCAGCUGCAAUCCAGUGAUUUUUCUCAGAAUGGACAACUUCCUAGUGACCAAAAGGAUUUUGAAGUCGAAGUUCCAACAAGGAAAAUUGCAAAAACAGCAUCCGCAGAAUCAGAGCCCACCUCGGUACUUCAACCAAACCCAAAUCCUUGUGCAACAAUUGGAAAGUGUAAAAACACUGAUAAUGAUGCAACAAAAUCAGAAAACAUUCAGUGGAGCAUGGAUCCAGGAGCAGAUUGCACAAUGGGUGCUUCAGAAGUGGACUCAAAGAAAGCCAUCAGGCAACCAGGGAUGAAUAGCCUGGAUAUGGACUGCACUUAUGUGAGUGAAAGUAUGUUGCAGAAACCAAAAGAAUCAAGAAUCAACCAGUCUAACCUUGGAAGCAGACAUGUUAUGGAUGAAAGUCUUGCUGAGGUCUUUGACCGUACUGCUUAUGGAGAAUAUGAAUCGUAUCCUGAAAAAAUGAAGAGUCCACAUAAUGUAUAUGACAAUGUAUUUCAAGAAGAUCCAGGGAAAACAAAAAAUGAAUCUUUUGCACAGCCUUAUUUGAACUCUGGGCAAAGGAAAAAUACAGUUUUAAACUUCCCUCAUGUUGAGGUGGUCCGUAACAAAGAAGAGAGAAGAAAAUUGUAUGGGCACACGUGCAAGGAAUGUGAUGUUUAUUAUGCAGAUCUACCAGAGGAAGAAAGAUUGAAAAAGUUGGCAAACUGCUCAAGGCAUAGAUUCCGGUACAUCCCACCAAACACACCUGAGAAUUUCUGGGAGGUAGGGUUCCCCUCAACACAAACCUGUGUUGAUCGAGGUUACAUCAAAGAAGAAAACACACCUUGUCAGCGCCCAAGACGGAGGCGUCCUUACAAUCCAACAUUUCUACCAAAGGACAAGGAACAGAAUAUGACUUAGUUAUUUGCAUAAAAGAGAACAU
Chiloscyllium plagiosum (whitespotted bambooshark) is the source of this 2402-nucleotide messenger RNA. NCBI's taxonomy places the organism in Eukaryota, Metazoa, Chordata, Chondrichthyes, Orectolobiformes, Hemiscylliidae. The record is from RefSeq and is a predicted model, not a curated record.